Molecule: messenger RNA, 375 nt
Organism: Stomoxys calcitrans (stable fly)
Lineage: Eukaryota; Metazoa; Arthropoda; Insecta; Diptera; Muscidae
Product: pupal cuticle protein-like
Exons: 2
Coding region: 1-375 (124 amino acids)
Cellular component (GO): chitin-based extracellular matrix
Molecular function (GO): structural constituent of chitin-based larval cuticle
Source: RefSeq, a predicted model, not a curated record
AUGAAUAAAUUCCUUCUCACUGCCAUUGUUGUGGCCACACUGGCAUAUGGUGUUUUUGCUGGUGGCGGUGAAGACGAUGUCCAUGCUGAUACCUAUAAGUUUGAGAGCAACGUUGAAUACGAUGGUACUUUCAAUUAUGUGUUUGAAACCACAAACGGUAUUACUGCCGAAGAAAAAAGUACAGGGCCUCACAGUGUCAAAGGUGGCUUUGCCUAUUAUUCUCCUGAGGGUGAAUUGAUCACGAUGUCGUAUGUCGCCGAUGAGAAUGGUUUCCAUCCCAAGAGCACCAUUUUGCCAACUCCACCACCGAUUCCCCCAGCGAUCCUAAGAUCAUUGGAAUACAUACGAACGCAUCAAAAGAAAUCAGAAAAUUGA